Molecule: messenger RNA, 1067 nt
Organism: Coccomyxa subellipsoidea C-169
Lineage: Eukaryota; Viridiplantae; Chlorophyta; Trebouxiophyceae; Coccomyxaceae
Product: chloroplast phytoene synthase precursor
Exons: 7
Coding region: 1-1044 (347 amino acids)
Biological process (GO): carotenoid biosynthetic process
Molecular function (GO): geranylgeranyl diphosphate synthase activity
Source: RefSeq, a predicted model, not a curated record
AUGUGGGCCACAAUAGAGUGGGGGAAGCUGCACCCAAAAGGCCUGCAGCUUCCCUCGAGGUGGGCGCCUGGCGGCCUGGAGCAGGCGUACCUCCGCUGCGGCAACAUCACCAGUGACUACGCCAAAACCUUCUACCUGGGGACGAAGCUGAUGACCCCGGAGAAGGCGCGCGCCAUCUGGGCCAUCUAUGUCUGGUGCAGGCGUACCGACGAGCUUGUGGACGGCCCAAAUGCAUCGCGCAUGAACCCCAGGGAGCUGGACAGGUGGGAGGAGAGGCUAGAGGAGCUAUUCGAUGGCAGGCCAUACGAUGUAUAUGAUGCGGCCCUCACAGCCACCAUCUCCAACUUCCCAGUCUCCAUCCAGCCCUUCAGAGACAUGAUAGACGGCAUGCGCAUGGAUCUGGUGAAGCCGCGCUAUGACACAUACGAUGAGCUGUACGAGUACUGCUACAAGGUGGCCGGCACUGUGGGACUCAUGACAACGCCAGUCAUGGGCGUGGACCCCUCCUACACGGGCCCGAUGGAGGCGGUGCACAGGGCGGCGCUGGCGCUGGGCACAGCCAACCAGCUGACUAACAUAUUACGCGAUGUGGGAGAGGACGCAGUCGAACGCAACCGCAUCUACGUGCCCCGCGAUGAGCUGGACAUGUUCGGCAUCAGCGAGGCCGAGGUGCUGUCGGGGAUGUUCAGCAGCACGACGGGCCGCAUAGACGACAGGUGGCAGCGCUUCAUGAAGUUCCAGAUUGCGCGCGCCCGGCAGUGCUUCGCCGACGCCGAGGCCGGGGUGGACCACUUGGACACCGACGCUCGCUGGCCUGUAUGGUCUGCCCUCAUCCUGUACAGGCAAAUUCUGGACGCGAUAGAGCGCAACGGGUACAAUAACUUCACCAAGCGCGCGUACGUGCCCAAGUGGCGCAAAUACCUCAGCCUGCCCAUGGCUUUCGCGCGCGCGUCCAGCCCGGCCGCCAUCAAGAAGCCCGCCAAGCUCCUGCUUCCUCCCAGCGCCUCCGCCGCCACCGUCACUGCAGACCGACUCGCCAAGUGACUGCAGCGUCUGCUCGGCUGAGG